AUGGAGGUGAGCACCGUGUCCCCAUCUACUGCCUCACCCACUGAAGGAGAUGAUCUGUGUGAGACAGAUGUCAGCAGCGUGGCCAUACACAGUGUGGCACUGCUCAUCUGCCUCUGUGGGCUGGCUGGCAACGGGGCUGUCAUCGGCCUCCUCAGCCUGAAAACCAGGAACUCUGGCUUCUUUGACCUGGCUGUCAUGGACUUCCUCUUCCUCCUCUUUGCGGUCCCCUCUGCCCUCCUCAUCCUGAUGGAAGACGUCUCCUGCUCUCCUAUCCUGCCUUUGAUGUACAUGAACUUCGUUUUUCAGCUUUCAGUGUUCUCCUGCUACUGGGCACUGUACCGAGUGACAGUCGGCACACGCAUGCGACACAUGCGGAACUUCUUAAAGCUCUGCUGCCGCUGUGUCCCUCCUCUGCGACUGAGGUGGGUGGUGGACACUAUCCAAUACUGGGCCUUCUUUGCUCUCUUCACUGUCAUUCCCUCAGUGACAUUCCUGUGCCCAUCAAACCGGCAGGAGCACUGCCGGGCAGCUCUCAUCUCCGUGUACACCCUCAUGCUGCUCCUCUUAGUUGUACCCAUGCUCGUUUCAAGCACAGGUGAUUUCAUUCAGGCCAAGUGGGGCUCCCAGCAGCAGCAGCCCGAGAGGCGCGACAUCGUUAUCUUCAUAAUUGGGCUCCUCACUCUCCUCUUCAGCGUCUGGAAUUUCCUGCAGGAUCUCGGUUAUAUCACUGUAUCCUCACAGGUUACUUUCCUGCUCGCCUGCAUCCACAGCAGCAUCAAACCCUUCAUCUACUUCUUGUUGGGGAGGUGCUGGCAGCCCUGCUCCAUAAAGUCCCUCCGGCUCUCCCUCCAGAGGGUCUUUGAGGAGCAGAAAAAAAACACUACUCGCAGGAAUGAUGCCACCGGGGACACAGGGGUCUGA
Molecule: messenger RNA, 921 nt
Organism: Melospiza georgiana
Lineage: Eukaryota; Metazoa; Chordata; Aves; Passeriformes; Passerellidae
Product: mas-related G-protein coupled receptor member H-like
Exons: 1
Coding region: 1-921 (306 amino acids)
Biological process (GO): G protein-coupled receptor signaling pathway
Cellular component (GO): membrane
Molecular function (GO): G protein-coupled receptor activity
Source: RefSeq, a predicted model, not a curated record